AUGACAUUAAAAUCUAAUUGGAAUAUUUUAUCUGAUAAUGAAAAUUCUCAAGAAAGUUUUUGGUUUGAUUGUGAUUCAAAAUUUGAUCUUAGUCCACAAGUUCGAUAUCCAAUUGAAGAAUGUACAAUUUCAACAUUAAAUAAAUUAUCUAUUAAUCAAAUUGAACCACCAAUGACAAGAUUAAGAACUAAAACUAUUGAAAAACCAUUGAUUAUUCCAGAAACACCAUCUAAAGAAAAACGUCCAUCAACAAUUCAACAUACUAUUAAUUCAUUUACUGAUAUGACAACAACAUUAACAAAUUCAAUUCUAUUGUCAAAACAAGAUUUAUCAAAUAAUCAAUUUGAAAAUUCUUCAACUAACGGUAUUAAUAUAUUGACUGAUUGGUUUGAAAGUUGUAGUUUAAAUGAAAGUAAAUGUAAAAAUGAUUUUUGGUCAAGUCAUAAAACAGAUAAUUAUAAUAAAUAUUCAAUACAAACACCGUCAUCAAAUGUUACAUAUAGUUCAAAUCCAUUUUCAAAAUCAAAUACUUCAUCUUUAUUUGAUCAACAACAAACACAGUUAUGGUCUCGGUUUCAUUUUACUACAUCAACUAUUCAAAAUAAUUUAGCAAUUGAACAAUACAAUUUAACAUCAUCAGAUAUAUUUAUUUCUUCAAAUAAAAAUUUUUCUAAUCAAUCUUCACCGUCACAAAUAGUGCCAUCUUUAUUAACAAAUACUUCAUCAUCAAUAAUACAAGAAACAUUAUCUCCACAAAUAAAUCAAUGUCAAAUAAGAAAUUCCGAAUUUUUAAAUAAAAAAGAAGAUUUUCCUAUUCAACAAUCAUCAUCAAAAGUCUUCUUUACUUUAAUAAUAUUUGUAUUUGGUCUUGUAUUUGGUUAUUUAUUUACAAAUACAUUUUCACCUAAUCUAUUUCAUCAUUGGUUUUUUGUUAUUUGGGAGAAAUGUAUGCAAAUAAGCGUAAAAUAUUUCUAUUUAUUAUAUAUUUAUCUUCAAACAGUUAUGAAAUAUUUUUCAUCAUUUAUAUUACUUUAA
This is a messenger RNA of Rotaria sordida, 1035 nucleotides long. The record is from the annotation of a GenBank genome assembly. Lineage: Eukaryota; Metazoa; Rotifera; Eurotatoria; Philodinida; Philodinidae.